GCGGGGACGAGCCGCUCCCCGGUGCGGGGCGGCCCCCGGCAGCGCUCCGGAGCCGCGCUGCGGGGCUGGCCGCCGGCCAGGCGCUCCGCGGGCGGGGGCGAGGUGCGCCCCUUCUCCCCCGCCCCAGCCCGCCCUCCGCCCGGCCCGGCCCACCCCGCCCCGCGGCUCCCGCGGCCCGGCGGGGCCCAGGCUCCGCCGCGCUGUGCACAGCCCGGGGGGCACGGCCAGCGCCAGCCGGGGGAGCGGGAGAGGCCGCGCCGCUGCUCCCGGCGACUGAUUGCCAGGCAGGGGAAGCGCCGCAGCUCGGUGCCCGCCGAACACCUGUCAGCCCGUGGAGCCUGAUUGAUACCUGGCCCUGGCAGCCUCUCUGCUGGGGAUUUCCCCCGCGUCCCACUUCUUUUUUUUUUUUUUCUUUCCCCUCCUCUCUCCUGCCCCCUCCCUUCCUGGAGCGGUGUGAAAGGGGGUAUUUUCUUCAGGGUAUAAAGCUGAGAAUACAGAGGAAGAGAGGCUAAGAGCUUCACCUCAUUGCCUCAUUCUCCCUUUCAUGUGAACAUCCUGCAACAUUUCCUUCAUCCUGCCGCACCUCUCACCUGGCCAGCGCUGCCCAGAUCAUGUCCGCUAAGCUCCUGCCGGUUUUCUUCCUCCUCUCAGUGUUUCACGCCUGUUCUAGAAAGGUUGAAGAGGAUGAAUAUGAAGAUGGAACAGCUAACCAAAAAUGGGUUUUAGCUCCAAGAACACAAGACACAGAUGUGACUCUCAUACUAAACAAGCUGUUGAGAGAAUAUGACAAAAAGCUACGGCCAGAUAUUGGAAUAAAACCAACAGUUAUUGAUGUUGACAUUUAUGUCAACAGCAUUGGUCCUGUAUCAUCAAUAAAUAUGAGAAGAACAAACCUAUGA
Messenger RNA from Falco peregrinus (peregrine falcon), 899 nucleotides. RefSeq names its product gamma-aminobutyric acid receptor subunit gamma-3-like. Gene Ontology annotation, molecular function: GABA-A receptor activity; extracellular ligand-gated monoatomic ion channel activity. Bases 612 to 899 code for a protein of 95 amino acids. The transcript has 4 exons. Lineage: Eukaryota; Metazoa; Chordata; Aves; Falconiformes; Falconidae. The record is from RefSeq and is a predicted model, not a curated record. Gene Ontology annotation, cellular component: membrane. Gene Ontology annotation, biological process: chloride transport; gamma-aminobutyric acid signaling pathway.